CUACAAUGGUUGUCUCGUUUUCGUUAGUUCAGAAGGUCUGGGUAUUAUCGUUAUCAUGGAAACCGGGGCGAAAGAAAGCCUUGUGAUUGGCUGGGGCUGGCGUGAACUGUGACGCAGUUGUGGCGGCUCCGCGAGGCCCCGAAGCCUUGACGCAGCGGAGAGCAGCAGCGGCAGUACGUGUCAGUCGUCAGUGAUCUAUUUUAUCUUUUUUGUGUGUGUUGUUUGACGUGCGCUAUCCUCGUCCUCACCGUCGUGAAGGCCAAGACGUCGGGGUGGCGAGGAGGUGACCAGGUGACAGAGGUCGCCCAGGGUGGCAGGAUAAGGAUUUCUCCGUUGAUGGUGAGAUGAUGAAGCUCCGGCGCCAGAUAAUAAUGAGAAGAACGAGGAGCAUCAAGAGUGGCGUGUGGUCGCCGGUCGCCGGUGAUGACGCCUCCACCACACACCAACACCACCACCACCACCCUCACCACCACCCCCUGAAGGCGUGGUCACCCCCGCCACCCGCCGCCGAAGACCCUGCAUACCCUGGGCGGCCUUCAGCUUCCUGGAUACGAUUUCUCCACGAGGACGCCCUUCAGAAUCUCCUUUGGGCGUCUCCGAGCUGGCAGCAUGGGGAGGCGUCGCCCAGCUCUCCAUGUGGUGCUUCUGCUGGCGUCUGCUCUAGCCAGCGAGGGCCUGCGUCUGAGGGAGUCGGUCAUCCCGCCCUACAAGCUGCGCGGGGAGACGGUGGAGCUGCGCUGUGACUACGAGCCCGGCAACUCGUCCAUCUACUCCGUCAAGUGGUUCAAGGACGACGAGGAGUUCUACCGCUACGUCCCCCGCGACACGCCGCCCUACCACAUAUUUCCAAGAGGCGGCGUAACCCUGGACGAGGAGAACUCGCAGCCCGGACGCCUGGUGCUGAAGCAAGUCGGAUUCAACACGUCCGGGCAGUAUCGGUGUGAGGUGUCGGCGGAGGGCCCCGACUUCAACACUGUGACUGGUCGGGGAAGCCUGCUGGUGAUCGAGCCCCCCACCUCCGGGCCGGUCAUCACGGGGGGCAAGGCGCGCUACCACGUCAACGACACCGUGGACCUCGUGUGCACCUCCAGCCCCUCGCGGCCCUCCACCCACCUGUCCUGGAGAAUCAACGGCCGGCAGGCGCCGCAGAACCUUGUGUCGAGGGAGCGGCCGUACAUGUCCAAAGACGGGCUCCUGACGCAGAUCUCCCGCCUGGUGUUUGUGGCGCGGCCCUACCACUUCCAGAGCGGCCUCCUGCGGGUCAAGUGCGUGGCGGAGAUCGGCGCGGAGAGGCUCACGCAUCACACCACCAUCCCGGAGACCUUCAGGGCGUGGGAGCGUUCAUUCCAAGCCAGCGCAGGAAACAGAGGAACACCUUUUUCCUACAAAGUCAUCCUCUUAACUCUUUGUCUUUCUCUCCUCCUCCUCUCACCCGCCAACGCCUCCGCCUCCACCCUAAGAUGAGGCACGCCCGCCCUCUGAACCGCUGCCCCCCCUACCCUUCCAGCGACACCCGCGCCCGGCCAGGCCUCGGGGCCCUGAGUGGUCCUCACGCCACGGCCCAGAGACACCCUUCUCCACUGUAUAGAGAAUUUAGAACAAACCACUAACACAAUAUGAACACGGGCUCUGCUAUGAGGCGGCUACGUUCAGUUUCACUCCUGCAGUCAUCGCGACUCCCCCCUCCCCCUCCUCUCCUCCUCCCUCAGUCCUCCGUGAAGAAAAAAGAAGACUGGAACCACCAUCAGGCAGCUCGCAGUCCGUGUCCAGCACACGACUGUCACCCGUGAAGCCUCUAUGAAAACAUGUUCACCAGUUGUUCUUCGAGACAGAAAAGUCUUGUCUAAAUGCAGCCUCGGUGCAUGUCGACGAGGACAGUAAGAAAAUGUGUGAAUAGUUGACGCAUGAGUUUCGUUUGUCUUUGCUUUGCUGUUAAUAUGUAUUAUGAAUUUCGUUUACAUAUUUUAUAUAUUUCCUGGAAAUAACAUUUACAAGGCCGGAAUGAUCACCGUUGUUGCUCAACUAAGUAAAUACUCCUCGUCCACCCCCGACCGUCGUGGCGCCGGAGGAGGCUUCACGGAGGACGGAUGGAAGCUGCUUCGCGGGAGGAGGUGUUGAGGAACUCGUGGGGAAGGUGUGAUGCUCUGCCUGGCCGCCGUGGCUGCCUCGAGGAAACGUGUCGACAGGAAACAUUACCAGUGAGUGUGGAUCGAGCCAAGUGCAUCACACGCGUGGCUGUGUAAUGGGCCGCGUACUUGUGAUGGCGAUGAACACAGCUGAAAAAUAUAUAUAUACGUGUAUCAGAGAUACAUUAUAUUGUGUAUCGUUAAUAUGUUGAAUGUGCCGGGGAGUGUGAUGGUGUUCCAGUGAAGGUCGAGAGUCGCUGUGUGUGCCCAACAGUGCUGACACAACGGCCGGCGAACGCCACGACCAGGAUCAUCGCGGCGCUGAGCUCGUGUGUGAGGCGUGCCGGCCGCGGAGACUCUUUGUGAUAUAGUGACUGUGUUACGAGUGGCCGGCCGGAGCGUCUGCCCCGGGCCGCGCUAGUGUACGAUGUGUCGGUGCGUGCGAUAGUGUCUGAAAGAUAGAAAAUAUUUGUUGCUCUCACCCUCGUUCCUCCCUCUCCCCUCCUCUCCACUCCUCUCCCUCUCCCCGCUCAGCACUUUGCCCCUCCCCCCUUCCCGUUAACAGGAACCCACUCACCGUCAGAUAUUUUUUUAAUGUAAACAUUGAAAUAUCAUUCAAUAAACGAAUACUCGGAAACAUCCCCUUCCAAAGAGUAUACACAAAAUAUUGACCUGUAAGUAAACAAUAGAAAAUAAUAUUUACAGAAUCAUUAAUGGAAUUUCAUCAGAUACUUUAUAGGCCGUCACGUUAAGCAUCGCAAGCAAGACAGGCAGCGCCAACGCCCACGCCCCGCGCCACACAAAGCUACAGCCACGGUGGGCCCGGCUAUUACUGGCUUACGUCGACUGCUUUAGGAGCAAAACACUUGAUAAUGCAUAGUUUUGUGCUUCUGUUGUUCUCCUCCCCCGUCUAUGGUGCAGGUAUUUGAGGUGCUACCGCCACACCGAACAUUAAAGAAUCAACGAUAAUCAAAAGAUGAGCGCCAUUAUAAUACACAAACAUUUCGCAUUUUUUUCUAACCGGUGAGGAUGUCACGUCAAGCGUCCAGCAGAGGCCGCGGUGGCCUGGCUGGGAGAGGCUCGGCCUGCUGCCCGGGUGACCGAGUUCUAUCCCCCCCCCAAACAACGGUUGGUGGAUUGGUUAUGCUUCCCGCUGACCCCGGCCCGCACUGUGCUCGUUAAUAUCACCCUCCCUCUUCACCCUGCUCCCGCCAAAUGGGCCGCCAGCUGACCUGAGGCCCCGCCCUCACUACAACGGGGCAAUCAUAAAUCAUCCUCAUCAUCGAACCCUCAGCUCUGAAUGAAGUUAAAACAGACUUCACCAGUCGCCUUCCACCGCUGGGCUCCAACACACUGGAAGGGAAGCAGCACAGCCAAACACGAGCCGGAGAGCUUUGUGAUUGGCCGAGUCGCCACUCUGACAUGCGCGUCGCCCGCUACCAAAAACACUAAUUUACACUUUCAUCGGCGCUACUUUGCGUUAUAAUACGAAGAAGCUAACUUUGUGGGGGGUUUUUCUUUAAGAGAAGUGAAUCGUUAAUAUAUUGACUUUACGUCAUGAUGGGCUACGUAAAUAACGGCCUUACAUCGCGGAUAAUGGAGUGUACUCGUUUAAUUACACCAUGAACAUCAAAUUUAAUGACCCCUUGAAAGUGUGUUGAAGGCAGAAGAGUUAGUAGUUAUAUUUUUUUCAUAAACUUCAUGAACUCUGGCAUUCGCAGAAUUUAGCGAGGCAGUGACGGGGUGGAGGGCCGGGUGACCUAGAGGGUGGAAAGGGCAGGGGCUGCGGCCCCCAAUAACGACACUCUCAGUGAGGGUCGUGUGCACGCCCCGGCCACCCCCGCCAGCACGGGCAUCACCAUGUCCACAAGUCCUCCUCGCGUCCAUGAAGGUUGCGUCGCCGGGGCCUCGUGCACGCCUCCGAAGGUCAAAUUGACUAUGCCAGCAGACAAGUUCUUAGUCUGAUUCCUCACAACAUUAACACAUCACGGAAAGUCUCGCCAUUACCAAAUUGAACAUAUGCUUAAAAGCGAAAACCAUGUACUGAACGCGUUGCUCUUGCCUCAGCCGCCUACACACACUACCUCCGAGCAGGCUGGAACAGAAACACAACCCCAAGAAAGUGCUCCCAAAGAAGCGAGCCAGGCACCACCGCCCUGGGCCGCGUCUUGAGAAGCGGUGUGCUUUGCGUCUUGAGGCGAUGUAUCUUUAACGCCUGCGAGGUGCUCCGAGGGGAGUGUUGGAUACCGAGGUGCAGGCGGCGGGGCGGCCAUCCGCGGGCCAUUAUUUAGCUCGAGUAAGUCUUGAUUACGAUGACCACUUAUGGACAAGGUGGAUGGCGGAGGGAAGGGUGAGUGGCUAUUGUUACCUGCUGAUUAAGGAAGGUAAGCACUCAGGAACGGGAGGAGGAGAGGCCAAUAACACGCUACAUAAUUGCUGAAAAUUACUAUCGAUCUGCGGCGAUUAUCGUGGCAAUCACUGUGAGGGACAAUAAGCAAUACGUCGUUAUAGAGCAAUAGAUUGUUUUAACAGGUAACCGUGUGCUAAUUUGUGUACAGUGUCGUGAGUCUUGUGGGUGGAACCAUUACACGCUGUACUGGUGGUCACACUCCGCUUGCAAACCAUCCACUUCAACAACCUUUGUAAAUUAACAUGUAUUUAAAGUUUCUUCAUCAUCAUCAUCAUCAU
This is a messenger RNA of Eriocheir sinensis (Chinese mitten crab), 4814 nucleotides long. RefSeq lists its product as uncharacterized. The coding region runs from base 610 to 1464 and encodes 284 amino acids. The transcript is spliced from 8 exons. The record is from RefSeq and is a predicted model, not a curated record. Lineage: Eukaryota; Metazoa; Arthropoda; Malacostraca; Decapoda; Varunidae.